AUGGCGUCUGGUUCUCUGCCACCAGACUUCUACGUCAAAGCCCUCCAGUUCACAAAGAAUGUUCAUAGGGACGAAUACCCAGCCAUCAACCCAGAAUCGCCCGAGCUUUCGCUGGCUGGCAAGGUCGUCAUCAUCACCGGCGCGAGCCGCGGCAUCGGCGGCAGAGGAAUCGUACCGGCAUUCGCAAGAGCCGGAGCCAAAGCUCUCGUCCUCGUGGCCCGGUCGGAGAAGAAUCUCAACGCUGUCGCGGCCGAGGUCAAGCAGCUCAACCCCGGUGUCGAGACGCUCGUCUACGCCGUCAACAUGGCCGACGAAGACGGCAUCAGGGCCCUCUUUGAAAAGGUGAAUGCGACCUACGGCCACGCCGACGUCUUGGUCAACAACGCAGCCGUGCAAAACGCAAUGGACCUUGUCAAAGUCAGCGAUCCGAAACUCUGGAUGGAAGAUCUGACCACCAACAUCAGCGGAACCUUUUAUCCAACACACCACUUCCUCCGCUCCCUGCCCCCGACCGCUCACGGCACAAUCAUCAACAUCACCACGAUAUCCCACUGGGUCGUGCCCUCAAUGAGCGCCUACUUCCUCGCCAAGCUCGCGACGCAGCAGCUGGCGGCCCACGUCGCGGCCGAGAACCCGGACAACGUCACCGCCGUCUCGGUACACCCGGGCAUGGUGCACACCGACAUGACCGUGGACCGGUUCCGCCCCUUUGCGCACGACACCCCCGCGCUGGUGGGCGGUACCGUGGUGUGGCUGUGCUCCGAGAGGGCGCGGUUCCUGAAUGGGCGGUAUGUCACGACGAACUGGGAUGUCGAUGAGCUGUGGGAGCGGAGGGGGGAGAUUGAGGACAAGAGGUUGUUGCAGGUAGAUUUGAAUGGUGAGUUUGGGGCGCAGCAUUUUGCGUGA
Colletotrichum orchidophilum is the source of this 906-nucleotide messenger RNA. RefSeq lists its product as uncharacterized. Lineage: Eukaryota; Fungi; Ascomycota; Sordariomycetes; Glomerellales; Glomerellaceae. The transcript has 3 exons. Bases 1 to 906 code for a protein of 301 amino acids. Gene Ontology annotation, molecular function: oxidoreductase activity, acting on the CH-OH group of donors, NAD or NADP as acceptor. The record is from RefSeq and is a predicted model, not a curated record.